AUGUGCCGAGUUAAAACAUACGAAGACUACUUCGAGACCGAACAGGGCGUGCCAGUGAUGGACAUUGGAGGUGGUUUGUCGUUCCAGCUGUUCCUCUAUGACCCCUCAGACACUGUUUUGACCACGUGGGACAAGAGCUACUCCUUCGAUAUUGCGCCCGGGAAAAGUUACAAGGUUGGUCUGUCUUCUCGGAAAUAUCUCGACAGCAGUGGCUUCACAAAUUGCAUCCCUGAGGGGAAAAUGGGUGUUCUGAAAUAUUACGAGAGGGGCUACAACCAGAUGUUAUGUGUGAGUGAAUGCUACACAGAGAUAGAGUUCGAAACAUGUGGAUGCGUGACUGUCUCCCAGAUGUUCUUUCCAAAUGACACUCUGGAAUGUGGCACUCUCACUAUGACUAUGUGUUCACUCAAUCAGGAACAACUACUCGAGAGGUGCUUGAGAAGUUGCAACCCUCAGUGUGGUUUCACAAAGUACAAUUUUGAACGAACCUUUGCUAAGUUUCCGAACCCUGGAUUUAUAGAAUACUUGAAAUCAGUGGCGCCGGACGAAGAAGUGAGUGGAAAUUACUCGAGGAAAAACUACGGCGAGUUGGUUAUCAAUUUUUCCUCUCUGAUUGUACAACAAACGACUAUUCUGCCGAAGUACGAGAUAUUCUCGGCCGGAAGUGCUAUGGGGGGACUCCUCGGUUUGAUGUUAGGAGGGAGUAUUCUCACCGUAUACGAACUGGCCGAGCUACUAGGUGGAUUAUUGUAUGCAGUAGUUCAACUUGCUGCAAGAAAAAUUAUUCAGAGAAGCAGUUUGGCAAAAGUCGCUGAUAUUCGAUCAUAG
Symsagittifera roscoffensis is the source of this 828-nucleotide messenger RNA. RefSeq names its product amiloride-sensitive sodium channel subunit alpha-like. NCBI's taxonomy places the organism in Eukaryota, Metazoa, Xenacoelomorpha, Acoela, Convolutidae. The coding region runs from base 1 to 828 and encodes 275 amino acids. Gene Ontology annotation, cellular component: plasma membrane. The transcript is spliced from 5 exons. The record is from RefSeq and is a predicted model, not a curated record. Gene Ontology annotation, biological process: sodium ion transmembrane transport. Gene Ontology annotation, molecular function: ligand-gated sodium channel activity.